AUGAAAUUGCCUGCGGGAGUCCCAGCAGAUGAGUGGGACGAGUUCCAUGAUGCCAUUCUCAUUGACGAGAUUGUACGCUGCGGAUAUUUGGGCGUUAUAUGGGGAAUUAAUGGUGGUGCCACCACUGGCGGAGCGCCCAUUGCGUCUUACGGUACACCAGAGCAAAGGAGGCACCAGACGCCGGCUCUGAUGUUGCUGGCCUCACUACCACGGCAGAAAAGAGUGAUGAUGGGGAAGCACUGGGUCAUCAACGUAGAGAAGAACUGGAUUACGCAGGGUCAGUUAGCUACACAUGCUCUCUGUGCUGCCCGAACUGGCCCUCCCGGUACCAAGGGGCUCAAGGUCUUCAUUCUUGAUAUGAAGAUGCCGGGAAUUCAGGGAAAUAAAAUGUACAACUCGGGUGUCAGUAGCAGUGGAUCAACGUUCAUCGAUCUGCAGGAUGCGGUGGUUCCUGCAGAGAAUAUCCCGGGCAAGGAGAACCAAGGAUUCGAGAUCAUCAUGUCAACAUUCACUCACUCACGCCUGUGGGUCGGAAUCACCGCCCUGCGUCUUGGUCGCGUUGCUUUAGAAGACAGCUAUCAACACGCUUUGAGACGGGAGACCUUUGGGAAGAAGCUGUUCGAGAACCAAGCGGUUGGGCUCAAGUUCAGCAAAAUGGCCUGA
Penicillium antarcticum is the source of this 663-nucleotide messenger RNA. RefSeq names its product acyl-CoA dehydrogenase family protein. Gene Ontology annotation, molecular function: flavin adenine dinucleotide binding; oxidoreductase activity, acting on the CH-CH group of donors. NCBI's taxonomy places the organism in Eukaryota, Fungi, Ascomycota, Eurotiomycetes, Eurotiales, Aspergillaceae. Bases 1 to 663 code for a protein of 220 amino acids. The transcript is spliced from 6 exons. The record is from RefSeq and is a predicted model, not a curated record.